Diceros bicornis minor is the source of this 2021-nucleotide messenger RNA. It is a transcript of the gene UBL4A, whose product is annotated as ubiquitin like 4A. Bases 57 to 536 code for a protein of 159 amino acids. Gene Ontology annotation, biological process: post-translational protein targeting to endoplasmic reticulum membrane. The record is from RefSeq and is a predicted model, not a curated record. The transcript is spliced from 4 exons. Gene Ontology annotation, molecular function: protein binding. NCBI's taxonomy places the organism in Eukaryota, Metazoa, Chordata, Mammalia, Perissodactyla, Rhinocerotidae.
CGGCGGGGGGGCGGUUGGGGUGCGCGCCGGCCGGAGUGGACGCCGCCGCGGCCGCCAUGCAGGUGACGGUGAAGGCGCUCCAGGGCCGCGAGUGCAGCUUGCAGGUGUCGGAGGAUGAGCUGGUGUCCACGCUGAAACAUCUGGUCUCCGAGAAGCUGAACGUCCCCGUGCGCCAGCAGCGGUUGCUGUUCAAGGGCAAGGCCCUGGCAGAUGGGAAAAGACUCUCCGAUUACAGCAUUGGGCCCAAUUCCAAGCUCAACCUAGUGGUCAAACCUCUGGAGAAGGUGUUACUGGAAGAAAGCGCUGCCCGGAGACUGGCCGAGACCCCACCCCCACCCCCACCCGCCUGGCAACUGAUCUCCAAAGUCUUGGCCCGCCACUUCAGUGCUGCUGAUGCCAGCAGAGUCCUGGAUCAACUACAGAGGGAUUAUGAGAGGUCCUUGAGUCGCCUGACCCUGGAUGACAUCGAACGCUUGGCUAGCCGCUUCCUGAACCCCGAAGUGACUGAAGCUAUGGAGAAAGGGUUCUCCAAAUAGGAUUCUCUGAGUGUGGGGAGGAGCCCGCCAGGCUGCAAGCUGCAUGUAGCAUUAAAUGUGUUCUCAUGUUGCAAUUUGGCUCAUAAUAGUAAUAGCUGGCAAGUAUCCCUCCCUGGCUCUUGCUAGGUGCCAGGCACCUCGCACAAAAGGUGAGACAGCUGAGGCUCCUGGCAAUGAAGUGAUGGAGCCAGAACCUGAGUCCAGCCAGCUUCUAGAAGUGCCUCAGGGUGAGAAGGAGAAACGGGCUGUUGGAAGGGUUCCAAGGGAUGGGCUUUGGCAUUUUGUGUUUAGCCCACUGAGAAUAAACCCUCGAGCGACUCCUUUCCAGGUCUGAAAGGGGAAGCAGCUGGCCCCUGCUGCCCAGUCCUGUCACCUGACCUCUGGCAGGUCUAGCAUUGGUGGGAGGCCAAGUGGCAGCCAGCCCGGAGCCCCCUCAGCUGCUGCAGCAAGUGCACUCGACGCAAGAUAUGCAGGUUGGGGAAUCAGGGAUGAACGUCGCCCAGCUCUGCAGUAUGACUUCAAGCAAGUCCCUGUGCCACGUUGGUCCCCAGCUGUUGACUCUGCACAAUGAGGGCCAGUCCUUAAACCUCAGUCAAUUUCCUUCAUCCUUACCCCAGCCCUGGGGUGAGGAGUUGGCGGUGAUCCUCCCUCUUGUUUUCCAUAAACAAACUGAGGCCAAAAGCCAAGCGAUGGCCAAAUGUGGCCCAGAGAUGGGGUGUCCGAGCCUUUUGUGUCACAGCUCUUAUGUGGGCACCCCCCCCCCCGCUUGUACCCUCCUGGACACGGGCAGUUCUCACCCCUUCGGAAUUACAGGUCACUGGCUUGAGGUCACUCAACGAGGCAGUGCGAGAGCUAGGCCUCAGCCAGGCCCCUGUACCCUGCGCUCACCCAUAGCGUGGAAGGGAUCCUUCCCCUGCCACGUGUGUACAAGGGCUUUCACUUUGCACACCCCUCACUGCCUGAGACGAAACCUCGGGUGCCAGGGACGGGGAAGAAGCAUGGGCUAGUGGCACUGGUCCUCCCACCCUCCCUGGUGUGUGGGCACUAGAGGUCAUCUACGAGCCUCCUUCUUAAAGGAGGGCAUCCGGGGUGGUUAAGGCUGGAAGGAAGCUGCCCUCCAGCCUGGGCCUCUUGGGGCAAACGCUGGGUCCCCAGGCUGGGAAGAUGAACAGAGGUCUGAUGGGCAAAGGCUUUGAGGAGCAGACAGAAGCCCCUGACCCCAGUUGAGAGCUGGGAAUAGCAAACAGGGCCCACUUAGGAGCCCGUGUGGUCUGGCAGCUCAUGUGACAGACUUAGCAAUGCUCUCAUUUCUUUUGAGUCAGGAACUUGAUGUUGAAAUUUUAAAUAGCACUCAAGGUGAAUGUGAGACUUGGACUUUUAUCCAAAAGGAACUAUAUUAGCUAGGCUGCUUUUGGUUUCCAAUAAUUGAUUUAACCGUAAAGGAAAUUGAUUUAAACAAUAAAGGAAACUUACUGGUUUACGAAA